AAGAUGAACAGCCAUUACUUCCUCAAAAUCACAAUCCCAACAACUUUGCUACCUUCUUUCCUUUUGAUGUUCUGAUGUUUUGCAGCCCUCCUUACUAGCACCAUUGUUUUCGCCCGGUGGUAUGCGCGUUCUCCAGCAUCAUUCAAUCUCGAGAAUCGUGCCCCUUUCCUUUCAUUAACCAUGGCCAAUCGCCAGAUCACAAGGCGCAUCUUGAUAAGCGCUUCUAUUUUAAUCUUUUUCCUCUUCGUCCUGUUCAUUCAACCCUAUGGACCCCCUAGUCCAGCAGUCCGAGCUCCCGGCCACCUCGAUAAAACCACACCUGUUCAGGAUGAUCUUAAGAAAGGGGACAUUGUGAUGCCCCGUCUAGGCAAUGAGACAGCGAAAGCCGAAUUAGGUCGCGCAACAUGGAAGUACUUUCACACUAUGCUCGCUCGUUAUCCCGAAGAACCCACAGAAGAGCAACAAGAAACGCUCCACUCAUACAUCUACCUUUUCGCGCGACUAUAUCCAUGCGGUGAAUGCGCGUCGCACUUCCAACAACACCUGAAGAAAUACCCCCCGCAGGUCUCUUCCCGUAAUGCAGCUGCAGGAUGGGGCUGCUUCAUCCACAACGAAGUCAAUUCCAUGCUCGAAAAGCCAGAGUUCGACUGUACCAAGCUCGGCGAUUUUUACGACUGCGGCUGCGCCGAUGAUGAAGACGAAAGCGGGGGAAAUGACUCUGAUAGUGGCAACAAGGCCACCCCUCGCGAAAGCAGCGAUGGCGGUGAUACUAUCUCGCCUGUGGAGAUAUCCCGGGAACCUAUCACUCGUGGAGGGUAGAUAUACGUGACACGGAUUGAGUCGUGCAUCCGUUCUCGCAGAUACCUAGUACAUUUCCACCAUCAUAUCUCUCGCCAUAAAUAUUCAACGCCGGUCGUUGAGUGUAUAAUAAUCUCUAUUCAAUUUGCUCGGCCAUUAGUAGCAACUGGGUUUGACAAAGGUUGCGGCGC
This is a messenger RNA of Aspergillus versicolor CBS 583.65, 989 nucleotides long. Its product is annotated as flavin-linked sulfhydryl oxidase ERV2. The transcript is spliced from 4 exons. Bases 181 to 819 code for a protein of 212 amino acids. Gene Ontology annotation, molecular function: flavin adenine dinucleotide binding; flavin-dependent sulfhydryl oxidase activity. The record is from RefSeq and is a predicted model, not a curated record. Gene Ontology annotation, cellular component: mitochondrion. Lineage: Eukaryota; Fungi; Ascomycota; Eurotiomycetes; Eurotiales; Aspergillaceae.